This is a messenger RNA of Raphanus sativus (radish), 1657 nucleotides long. Its product is annotated as ran-binding protein M homolog. Gene Ontology annotation, cellular component: cytoplasm. Bases 106 to 1491 code for a protein of 461 amino acids. Gene Ontology annotation, biological process: cytoskeleton organization; cell surface receptor signaling pathway. Gene Ontology annotation, molecular function: protein binding. The record is from RefSeq and is a predicted model, not a curated record. The transcript is spliced from 10 exons. Lineage: Eukaryota; Viridiplantae; Streptophyta; Magnoliopsida; Brassicales; Brassicaceae.
CUUAAGAUUAGCGAGGAAGUUUAGUUUAUGAAGCAAGAGAGAGAGAGAAGAAGGAAAUCUGAUCAAAUCAAAAUCGAUAGUAGCUAGGGUAUUGAAAAAUAGGGGAUGACGGAGACUUCCUCCAGCGCCGCCGCCGUUAAUCGUGGAGAUCCGAUCUCGCAAUUCCUAGACAAGAUUCGUCUCUCUUCUUCCGCCGCUACUAGGAAUACGAAUACGAUGAUGGAGGAGGAUAACGAAGAAUCGCCGACGGAGCUCAACACAAUCAACAGCGCGGGCGGGUUUCUGAUCGUGUCUCCCGAUAAGCUCUCCGUAAAGUACACGAACACGAAUCUGCACGGCUACGACGUCGGCGUUGCUCAAGCGAACAGACCGGCUCCCUUCAAGGGCCUUACUUACUACUUCGAGAUAUUUGUGAAGGACGCUGGUGUUAAAGGGAACGUCGCUAUUGGUUUCACUAAGGAGGGCUUUAUUAUGCGGAGACAACCUGGAUGGGAAGUGAAUAGCUGUGGGUAUCAUGGGGACAAUGGACAUAUAUACCGAGGUAAGGGGACUGGUGAAGCCUUUGGUCCUACUUAUACCACCGGUGAUACCGUUGGUGCUGGUAUAGACUACGCUUCUCAGGAGUUCUUUUUUACUAAAAACGGAGCUUUUGUGGGCAAAAUCCCCAAGGACAUCAAGGGUCAUCUAUUCCCUACUGUGGGUGUACAUAGCCAAAAUGAGGAGGUUUCUGUCAAUUUUGGGAAGAAGAAGUUUGUUUUCGAUGUUCAGGGAUAUGAAACAUCAGUGAGGAAUAAGCAACAAAUGGCUAUCGAAAAUAUAUCCAUACCUCCAAAUAUCGGUUAUGGGCUUGUAAAGACCUACUUGUUACACUAUGGGUAUGAGGAGACACUUGAUGCUUUCAACCUUGCUACUAAAACUACAGUCCCUCCAAUCGUUAUAGCUCAAGACAAUGCUAUGGACGAGGAUGAUUCAUCAUAUGAUUUGCAUCAGAGGAAAACUCUUAGAAAGCUUGUCAGGAAUGGUGACAUUGAUGCUGCUCUGGCUAAUCUCCAAGAUUGGUAUCCCCAAAUUGUACAGGACGAUAAAUCUGUAGUUUGUUUCCUCCUUCACUGCCAAAAGUUCAUUGAGCUCGUACGGGUAGGAAAACUCGCAGAAGGUGUGAAGUAUGGCAGACUCGAGUUAGCUAAAUUUGUUGGGUUAACAAAGUUUCAAGACAUAAUCGAGGACUGCUUUGCUUUGCUUGUUUAUCCAAAACCCGAGGAAUCACCGGUGGGGUACUUCCUAGAAGACUCGCAGAGGGAACUAGUUGCUGAUGCAGUGAAUGCAGCGGUUUUGUCAAACAAGAAAGAUGUGUGUCACUUGCAUUCCCGUCUGGAGUUACUGCUGAGACAGCUAACAGUUUGCUGUUUGGAAAGGCGGUCAAUGAAUGGAGACCAAGGCGAAACGUUCCGGCUUCACCAUGUUCUUAACAACAACAGUACGAGAAGAUGAAAUCGGAUUUAGCCGCGUAUUGUUCUUUUGAAAACUCUGCUACUUUGUUUGUUUGGUUGUUUUCAUCCUUACGUGGCUCUUGUUCAUACAUGUGAUAUUAUGCAUAACUUUCCUAUUCUGUGAAAAGAAAGUUCAAACCGAAUAAAUCUUGCCAUCCAAUGCGUCA